UGGUCAGGUGAUGCAGGCGGCAUCAUGUGGGCCGGGCCSGGCCGGGGCCGGCCGAGUUGCUCUGUGCCCCAGCGGCAGCGAUGAGGACGAUGGAACUGAGCGGGGUGGUUCUGGUUCUGGCCCUGGCCCUGGCGCCGUCCUCCGUGGCCCUGGAGAACGGGCUGGCGCGCACUCCCCCCAUGGGCUGGAUGUCCUGGGAGAGGUUCCGCUGCAAYGUGGACUGCGAGGCGGAUCCCCGCAACUGCAUCAGUGAGCAGCUCUUCUUUGAGAUGGCAGACAGACUGGCAGAGGAUGGCUGGAGGGAGCUGGGCUACAAGUACAUCAACAUUGACGACUGCUGGUCUGCCAAGCAGCGGGAUGCAACAGGACGGCUGGUUCCUGACCCCAAGAGAUUUCCCAGAGGAAUUAAGGCUCUGGCUGAUUAUGUCCAUGCCAAGGGCCUGAAGCUGGGCAUUUAUGGUGACCUGGGCAUCUUCACCUGUGGGGGCUACCCAGGAACCAUGCUGGAACAUGUGAAACUGGACGCCCAGACCUUUGCAGAGUGGGGUGUGGACAUGCUGAAGCUGGAUGGGUGCUACUCGACUGCAGAGGAGCAGGCAAAGGGAUACCCGGAAAUGGCGAGGGCCUUGAAUGCCACAGGCCGUCCCAUUGUCUACUCAUGCAGCUGGCCAGCAUAUCAGGGGGGUCUCCCCCCCAAGGUGAACUACACCAUCCUGGCAGAGAUCUGCAACCUGUGGCGUAACUAUGAUGACAUCCAGGACUCCUGGGACAGUGUACUUUCCAUUGUGGACUGGUUCUUCACAAACCAGGACGUGCUACAGCCAGCAGCUGGCCCYGGUCACUGGAAUGACCCAGACAUGCUCAUCAUUGGAAACUUUGGCCUUAGCUAUGAGGAGUCACGCUCCCAAAUGGCCUUGUGGACAGUGAUGGCAGCUCCGCUCCUCAUGUCCACGGAUCUCCGCACCAUCUCCCACAGUGCCAAGGAGAUCCUGCAGAACCGCCUCAUGAUCCAGAUCAACCAGGACCCCCUGGGAAUCCAGGGCCGCAGGAUUGUCAAGGAGAAAUCCCACAUCGAGGUGUUUCUGCGCCCGCUGUCCCAGGCUGCCAGCGCCCUUGUAUUCUUCAGCCGGAGGACAGAUAUGCCCUUCCGCUACACCACCAGUUUGGCCAACCUCCACUUCCCCAAGGAUACUGUGUAUGAGGUACAAGACGUGUAUGCCGGGAAGAUCAUCGGUUCCUUAAAGACAGCAAGCAACUUCUCACUUGUUAUUAACCCCUCGGGGGUGGUGAUGUGGUAUCUCCGUCCCAUGGCACUCCCAGUACAACCCGGCUAUGUCAGACAGCAAGCCCCUGGCGAGGGUUUCCACCCAAUCCUUCUGUGACAAGGCACAGCAGAUGGGGUGUGGACCAGUGCCAGGGUGAGCUGUGACACCCCAGGGCACAUGGCUCUUUACUGCACAAGUGCCUUUUGCUGUUGAGCCCAGCAUUGCUGGGCAGUGCCCAUCCCCUGGUGCCAGCUUGAUGAUGUCUGCUCAAUCUGUAAAUCAGGAAUUCUUGUUGCCCACUGCUUAAGGGUGUGCAGAGCACAAUUCCUUGGUGAUUGCAAAGCCUUUUGAGAUCCUCCUGUGGAAGAUGCCAUACAAGUAGACUCCAGCCACUACUGAAGUUUGUCAGCUCUGACAUCUGAGAACUUUAUGGCUUUGAGCUGGAUACUGCUGAAUGCUGCAGGGACUGUUUGAACUACAGCUGUGGAAAGGCUCUGGGUGCUUUAGUAUCUCCUAGGGUUGUGACAUCCCCUUCUCCUAUUUCCCCUACCCUCAUCCCCCAAGUGCAUGAUGGCAUUAAUCUCAAGGAUCAGACUUGGUCACCUUCUUUCUCUUGCUAUGAUCAGCUUGGUUUAGUAUAAGGGGCUGUCAACAGGGCUGCAUCCCUCUUGUGAAUCCCCACCAGGACUAAGAGCUCCUGGAGGCAUGAUGGUCCUGUGCAGAAAGACUUUGCCUGCAGCAGGCUGAGCCUGCUGCCACAAUCCUAGAGGCCAGCACUACUGCAGCUUAGCAUGCUUGCUAGCACUGUAUGAAGUCCCUCUGGUAGCAGUUCACAGCAGAGCAGAGCUAAAAUCUCCUUGAGCCAUGCACGAUUCAAACAGAUGUGCUGUGGUACACCCCAAAAACUGCAGUCAUAGCRUGUGUAGCAGUGUUGGCAGGGAAGAUGCUGAUGCUCAGAUGAGGUGGUCUUUUGGCUUGGGAGAUGGUCACAGGUGCCUCCAGGCUGGAAGUUGCAUCCCUCUUGCUCUAGAAUGAAAUUUCUGAUAAAAGGAGGAUCGGGUCUUACUCCAGGCUGAAAAUCCAGAUUUCUGAGGAAAAGGCUUCCUCUCCCUGAGGGCAGCUACAUCCACAGCUCUAUCCUGAGGAGGAGCCUGCACUGAUAAAACUGGAAGUGCGUGUCAGGACAGACUCUAAAGCCUUCAACUACUUCACCUUCAUACAGCACACCAGCUCUGGAGGAAUUCUAGGUGACAAGAUUAAGACUUUUCAGACUGGGAAAAUAAUACAUUUUAGGUUAGGCAAAAAAACCCAAGUUCUCUAUUUAGCUGUGAGAGGAUUCCUGGUUAUCCAUGCACUCUGGUUCCUGCAGGACUAAAUUGUUGAUUCUGGCCCCUUCCAGAAACUUUCUCUGGGUGCAGGGUCAAGAUACUGAACACAGUGCUCGCAGUUCUAAAAAGGAAGGACUUGCUAACAAGGAGCUGGCUUUGUUCUUGGGAAGUGAUUGAGGCAAAUUGAAAUAAAGGGAAACAGAUCACA
This is a messenger RNA of Malurus melanocephalus (red-backed fairy wren), 2801 nucleotides long. It is a transcript of the gene NAGA, whose product is annotated as alpha-N-acetylgalactosaminidase. The coding region runs from base 81 to 1382 and encodes 433 amino acids. The record is from RefSeq and is a predicted model, not a curated record. Gene Ontology annotation, molecular function: alpha-galactosidase activity. The transcript has 8 exons. Lineage: Eukaryota; Metazoa; Chordata; Aves; Passeriformes; Maluridae. Gene Ontology annotation, biological process: oligosaccharide metabolic process; glycoside catabolic process; glycosylceramide catabolic process. Gene Ontology annotation, cellular component: cytoplasm.